Messenger RNA from Octodon degus (degu), 1856 nucleotides. RefSeq names its product potassium calcium-activated channel subfamily M regulatory beta subunit 1 (gene Kcnmb1). NCBI's taxonomy places the organism in Eukaryota, Metazoa, Chordata, Mammalia, Rodentia, Octodontidae. Gene Ontology annotation, cellular component: membrane; voltage-gated potassium channel complex. The record is from RefSeq and is a predicted model, not a curated record. Gene Ontology annotation, biological process: detection of calcium ion; potassium ion transport. The transcript is spliced from 4 exons. The coding region runs from base 336 to 911 and encodes 191 amino acids. Gene Ontology annotation, molecular function: potassium channel regulator activity; calcium-activated potassium channel activity.
GCUUGAGUUGUCUAACAUCAGUUUCCCGUGACUUUGGGAAGGCUACGUGUAGGGCUGGAGCAGUGGCUGCUGCUCGGGGGCUGGCUAUGUACUCUACAGAGUUUGUGUUUGUUUCCUGAAGCUGCGAGCUCAGACCUGACCAUGUUUGGGCAUAGAGCCUUGACCCACACGGGACCAAGGGCUGCUUCCCUGGAGACAGUUGGGAGGCCAAACUUUCUGCUGCGGCUGGGAGGCCUUUUUUGGGGUGGGGGUAAGAGGCUGGGAAGAAAGAAACUAUCUGCCUGCUAAAACACCCAGGGCAGCAGAGAACUCAAUGACUGCUGCCCUCAGAGGACAUGGGGAAGAAGCUGGUGAUGGCCCAGAAGCGGGGAGAGACACGAGCACUUUGUCUGGGAGUGGCCAUGGUGGUAUGCGCCGUCAUCACCUACUAUAUCCUGGGCACAACUGUGUUGCCUCUCUACCAGAAAAGCGUGUGGACCCAGGAAUCCACCUGCCAUCUGAUUGAGACCACCAUCAGGGACCAGGAGGAGCUGGAAGGCAAGAAGGUGCCCCAGUACCCAUGCCUGUGGGUCAAUGUAUCAGCUGUGGGCAAGUGGGCUGUGCUGUACCACACGGAGGACACCCGGGACCAGAACCAGCAGUGCUCCUACAUUCCAGUCAGCCUGGACAAUUACCAGAUGGCCCGGGCUGAUGUGGAGAAGGUCAGAGCCAAUUUCCUCGAGCAAAAGGUUUUCUACUGCUUCUCCACGACUCGGGAAAAUGAGACAAGCGUUCUGUACCAGCGCCUCUAUGGGCCCCAAGCGCUCCUUUUCUCGCUCUUCUGGCCCACCUUCCUGCUCACUGGCGGCCUCCUCAUUAUCGCCAUGGUGAAGCUCAACCGCUCCCUCUCCAUCCUGGCUGCCCAGAGGUAGGCUGACCUGCAUCCUGCCAUGUGCUCACAGCGGACUGCGGGGGUCCCUGGGGCUGCUCCCCACCUCAACGGCCAUCUCUCCCCAAGCCAUCCCCUCCGUUAUUGUGCAGCUGGCCUUUGGGAAAUCUAUUAAGUGAAUUUCCUGCUCCAGAAUGUACCGUGGCUCCCUAGUGCCUCUGAGGGGAAGCUAGGUAGUAACAGCUCUCCCCUACCUGCCCUUACUUGUUUCCCACUGUGUCACUCUGUACCCACAAAUGACCAGGACCAAGACCUACCUCUGUGCCAAUGUCUUCCCUAUUGGCUCAAAAGCCUGUCUACUCUGUCAGGAAGUUCUCCUUAGAAAACCUUAGUGCCAGCAGGGGAUAUAGCUCAGUGGCAGAAGUGCCCGCAAGUAUAAGGUCCUGAGCUUGAGCCCCUGUACCACAUAAAACAAAACAAAACAAAUGUACCUUAGUUUCUUCUUUCAGUUCUACAACAAACACAGUAUCAACUCCUGUUAGCAGGACACGCUUAGCAUUCCGUUUUUCUUUUUAGGACACUAAGUCUUAUAUAACUUUUUUUAUUCUGAUAUUUUAAAAUACUUUGUUCCUCACUGUUCACCAAGAGCCAGCUUCAAGAUCCUCUCCUGAUGCCCAAAUCUGCACAUGCUCCAGUCCCUGAUCUAAAUAGCAUCAUAUUUCUAUGUAGCCUAUACAUACCCUCACAUAUGCUUGAAAUCAUCUCUAGAUGAAGAAUAAGAUUCAGUGCAAUUUAAAUGUUGUGUGAACAGUUGUAACACCAGGCUGUUUAGGGCAUACUAAGGACAAGAAUGUCUGUCCAUGUUCAGUACAGAUGCAAUUUCCCCCCAAAUACUUUCAAUCUGCUGUUCACUGUGCCACUGUCGUGGAGCCUGCUGACUGUACACACAAAGUAAUAAGCUCAGCAAAUAAAGCAGAACAAAUAAAAA